Molecule: messenger RNA, 5784 nt
Organism: Gryllus bimaculatus (two-spotted cricket)
Lineage: Eukaryota; Metazoa; Arthropoda; Insecta; Orthoptera; Gryllidae
Source: the annotation of a GenBank genome assembly
AUACAAUAUUUAUUAUUAUUUUUGUAUUUGAACAAAAUAAUUAAAUUUACACUUAUUCACUCUUAUUACAGAGAUGUUUCGUAAAAUCAAAUUGCAACUCGUUUGUCAAAAUUAAAGUUUGAGAGUGUAUUCAGACACUCAGUAACUAUAUUGAACUCUCAUUUUUUUUUGUUGACUUAUUUUAAGUUAUAAUCUUGUUUACAUUAUUUUUAUUAAAACCAUCCCUUUAAUCAUAUCUAUUUGAAGAAAUAUGAUUUCAACCAUUGAUGCUAAGUUUGGAGAUCUCUCUACCUUUCAUCUCCAAGUUAUAGAAUGCAUAUAUUUCCUGCAAUUAUCACAUAAAAUAAAAUACAUUCCGUAUUAAACAAGCGAUUCAGAACUAAUUACUCAAGAAAUCACAUUGGGAUAGAACCAUCUCUGAUCAUCUGAGUAGCAAAUCAAUAUUUGAACACCAGUUUUAGUAAGAAUAGGUUAUACUGUAGCUAAGCCUGAAGGCACAAUGUACUAUACUGUGCUUUUGACAUAAAGGUAAAUAAGGAGAAUCCAAAACAACAUUAAUUUUUAAAAUUACAAUGCAUUUUUCAGGGAAGUACCUUGCUUCUCUUAUGGUUCCAAGUUAACUGUGAAACUUCUUCUUCAGUUGAGGCUGGCCAACCCUAAAUUUACAAUACAUUUUUAUUCCAAACUUGUAUGGUUGCAUGCUUUCUUGAGCCCAACAAUCCCUACUCGCACUCCUUGUACCAACAUUAGUUGAAUUAAUAAUAAAUGAUAAUGAAAAUUUUGACAAAAUGAACAAAAAUGUUCACUCCAAUAUUAGGAACCAUUUUGUCCCCAUCGAAAAUGAGCUACAGAUUUGAUGUAAUAGUCAGACCAUGAAAAUAACCUAACUGCCACUCCUUGUGAAGUUAACGAAAAAAGGCUCAAGAAAACGUGUGUGGAAAUAUGUUCCCAUCCUCUUCAUUCUUUCUGCAGAACUUGCAAAUUGAGUGACUGGUUUAAGUCCUGGCAAUUCAUUUUCUAACAAAACUCCUGGGUGAGAAUCGGUAAAUUAAAUGAAAAAAGACACACUGGCGUACUAAGUGAAGUAUAUUUUCCUUCAACUGUUUGUGAGGUACAGAGACAUCAAAGAACAUAAGGAAUGAUUUUCAGCAUUAUUGUAUUUAACAAAAACAAACAUUAUAUCAUGAAAUCACAGACCUCUAUCAAAAUUUGCUUUAUUAGCUUUGAUUCUAGUAAUUCGUUCAACAGAUUUCAAUGCUGCAUCAUGAAUUUUUUUUUCAAGUUUAUAUAUCUUAUGCUUACCCUGAAUAGGAAAUUUUGUGGGUAAUUCAUUAGCAUCUUCACAAAUGAAAACGAAAGGACUAUCACUUUCACCAUCGGGAAACCUAUUUCUGUAUUCCUCUUGUGGAAGACAAUCUGUUACACUCACAUAACCUAAAAGACAACUAGUGGGAUAAUGGGAGGGAAAUUUAACAUCUUUACCUUUUAGUACUCUAUAGCUUUGUUCAAGUUGCUUCACCUCUAGCAAGUCAGGUGGCUUUGCAGUUGCAGCAAUCCACAAUCUACCUCUAUGUGAAUGAUACCAAACACGCCCUUCAUGCAGUUUAAUUCCAUUUACUAAUAGAGAUGCCCAUGGCUGAUGCAUACUUAAACAGAAACCUUCAUCACUCAUUUCCAAAUAUUCUUUGUCCUGUACACGACUGACUGUCACACGAUUCUUGCUACCAUCAGCAACUGAUACUUUUGAAUUUUUUUGUUCUUGAAAGAUUGGCUUCUCACAUGUAAUUCUGGGAUGGAGAGUUGAAUCCCAGUUUCUUCCUUGAGCAUCUGAUGGCAUAUUAGCAGCCAACUGAUUUUGAAGUAGUUCAGUUAGAUCCGUAAUUUCUGCACUAUCAUAUUCUUCCAAAACUUGUCGACCUGCAAAAUCCAAAGUGACAGUUUUAGACAAUCUAGAUGCAUGGCGUUUGGCAUGUUGUUGUUCUUCCACCUUUUUAAGUGUUUCUCUCUCUUUUUGUGACAACCAAACAGAAUUCAGAGAAUAAUAAUCACUUUCAUCAUCAAUAACCUUUGUUCUCUUUUCACUUGUUUGAUCAUAUUCUAGCAACUUAUUUCUUUGUCUAAGAGCUGCAUCUAAACCAAAUUUGUCCUGGGACAUCAAUUUUUUAUACAAUUCUUCGCCUUUUUUGGAAGAAGUUGAAAUCAGUUUCUUUUCUUCUGGUGUACAAACGACAUUGCCACAAAAGAAACAUGGGCCAGACCCUUCUUGUUCACACACAAUUCGGCCACAUUCUAAACAAUUAUUUAUCAACUUAUGUUUUGUGGCCUGGCAAUCACAGUGGUGACGACCUUUCAACAUGACAGUGUCUCUCAUUUUUCCAUCUUGCGAAUACAAGUUCACAAAUUUGGAUUUUUUCUUUUUCUCUUUUUCUUCUUGAUUUUGAUUCGGUGUCUGGUCUUUUUGGGAACUACUUGGAUCUAGAGAAUGACCUUUAUUUUUUUUCUUUUUCUCACUUUGGCCUAGAUGAAAAUACACGUCUUCUACAUUUGGUUUCUUAUAACCUUGCACAUCACCUGUUGAACUUGUAAAAACUCCUGAAUGUCGCUUUUGCUGCAGUAAUUCUUGAUAGAAGAGGCGAUGUCUUGGUUGAUUAAAAUUAAGUAAAUUUCUUAAAUAUUCUUCCAAAUCUCUGCUGUUUUCAAUAGAUACUAUGUAUUCAGUUAAAUCUUGUGGCACUGGGAAGUCAAGAAGUUCGGAAAGACGCAUUUUAACCCAAUCUGACAACCCCAUCUUCGGGUAUAAUCACUAUACAAUAUACAACAGAAAAAGGGCAGCUAUGAUCCGACAAAUAUUCAAUAGGCUUGAGUAGUUUUGGACCUAUAUGAGUACAUGUGCUGACGUCCAGACAGUACACAAGCAACAGCUGAAGAACAGACACACGAUGAGCAGCGGUGAGCGGGGAGACGGAGACACAGGUGUAGAUUCAAUCAGAUCAGAAUGAUGACGUCGCCUACAUUUCGAUUGACAGUUCGAAAGACAGUUGAAAGGAGCCAUGCGAAUCAAAAAAAUGGGCCUCUUAACUGAUCCGGGUGCAGGCCGUGGUAAAUUGACCAUGAUGUUAGAAACCCAUCACGGGAGAUUGUGUAUAGUUUUGUAUUUGUGUGGCGUAAUUUAUUUUGCUCUUCUAGCUCAUGAACAUUUCAGUGCAGCUACUUACUUUUCGGAGAAUGCUCUCUUACCAGGUUUAGUAGAGAGUGAGUAUGAUGAAGAUCAUUCUGCAAAGAAAUUUCUUGUAGAAUUGAAAGAUGAGGGAUCACGUUAUCCUGAUUCUAUUCCUUACUCAUGGCUAUUGGCUAAAUUUGGCCAGAUGGGCCUUGAAACAUACACCCAUAACUUUACAUUGGAAUACCCACUGGGCCCUGGAUCUCAAUACCGGGGAAAGAAUGUGUAUGCAAUUUUGCGAGCUCCGCGAGGGGCCAGUACAGAAGCUGUGGUUCUCAGUACUCCAUAUAGGCCUCCAAGCAGUGCUCAUCCAACUACUCACCCUGGAAUUGCAUUGCUGUUAUCAUUAGCCAAGUUCUUUCGACGUCAAAAGUACUGGGCCAAAGAUUUAAUCUUCCUAGUGACUGAGCAUGAGCAGCUUGGCACUCAAGCAUGGGUGGAGGCCUAUCACCAAGCUUCCUCUGGUCAUCCAGGGGUGCUGAGGCACGGGGAUUUGCCUGCUCGAGCUGGUGCCAUUCAAGCUGCAGUGAAUCUCGAGUUGCGUUCCGACCGAAUUUCACACAUUGAUGUCAAAGUAGAAGGAUUAAAUGGGCAGCUUCCUAAUCUUGAUCUAGUCAACUUGGUUCAUCGCUUAUGUGCUAUGGAGUCUGUGCGACAUACCUUUAAAAAUAGGGAUAAUGCAAAUUAUGCUGAUCCAUGGCGACAGUGGUCAUACUCUUUUCGUACAAUGAUGUCCAUGGUUUUCACUCAGGCUACUGGCAUGACAAAUGGGAACCAUGGACUUUUCCAUCGCUUUGGAAUAGAGGCUGUCACUUUAGAAGGUUUUGAACGGCGCACUGCAGGAGGUCCUCCAAUGUUCUAUCAAAUGGGAAGAGUUGUGGAAGGAAUAUGCCGAUCUCUGAACAAUCUAUUAGAAAGAUUCCACCAAUCUUUUUUCUUUUAUCUGUUAUCUGCCACAGAUCGAUACAUUUCUAUAGGAGCAUACAUGCCAUCAUUAGGUCUCAUGUGUGGGGCUUUGCUCAUACGAGCUUUUUCUUUGUGGCUGCGUAUGAGCAGUGAAGAGUCUGCUCAAGCUUCUAAUCAUGAAUCUAAUGAGUCUAAAGAUGAGGAUGAGCUAACUAAGGAAGUUGAUCAAAAAGAAGGAAAUAUUAAUGAUGACAAAUUUGUAGAUGAAAAGAUUGAAGAUUCAACGGAAAUCUCAGAAAAGGAAGAAAGUACCAUAUCUGAUGUGAAAGAAAAGUUGGGACUACAUGGUGGUCCAGUUCUAGUUGUUGUUGGAGGACUUGUAUUAACAGCCCAUGUGUUGGGAGUAAUGGCUGUGAACUUACCUGUCUUUGUCACUCGUUUUGCUGUUGCAACAUGGAAUAUACCUACUGUGGAUUGUGUAUGGAUAGGCAGUAUUGUAUUCUCAGUAUUGCUUGUUGGAGCUGCUACAAUAAUUGCCAGGAUGGUUGCUAUCAAUCCAGAUGUCCCAAUACUGCUUAAUAUUGCUGCUCUCUUGGAAUUAGCCACUUUACUUUUGGCUGUAGCCAUGCAUAACUUUUCUCUUGCAUUGGUGUGUGGAAUGCUCUGCACACCCAUUGCUCUAGGUAUUGGAACUUUUAAGAGAUGGUGGCUGCGUGGGGCAGUGAGAAUUCUGUGGCUAUUAGUACAUCCUCUUUCUCUUCUUUCAUUGGCCGUUCUUUUGGCAGCUCGCACUAACUUUCCUGAGGAAAGUCUCAUGGGCCUCCUGAGUCGAACAAACCUCGCUGCUCGCCAAGCAUUGUUACUAACUGUCGUAGAUAGUCUAGUGUACGGAAGCUGGGCUUUCAAUGUGGCUGCUGGAACAUUUUUACCUACAUGGCUGCUCUUGUGGGUGGCAUCAUAGUGUUUUUCUAAAGAGAAAUGUUUCAGUGUGAGACAAUCAAUUCAGUUAGUCAAGAUGGGCAUAAUUUUUCUCUUUGCAUCAGUAUUAAAGAAUGAAAUAUGAGAAUAAGAAAUGUUGUUAAGCAAUCUGAAAUAUCCCAGUGAAGAUGAUAAUUGUCUUUUAAAUUUAGCUUCCACCUUUAUAUAUUUUAUGUGACAGUUUCCUGUCAAAUACUUGUUGUGUAAGCAACAAUGGGAUUAAACUUUUUUAGCAACGGCAUUAAGCUAGUUCAUUUGUGACACAUCAUAAUUUCUCGUGUGAGUGCUCACUAUUUAGUUCUAUAGUGACCUGUUUUUGAUGAUUGUUGAAAAUUUUCAUUCCUUCAUUUGCAUUUUCAUUGUACAUAUUACUUAUAAAACUAGUUAUCACAAUUUCUUGAGAUAGUUUUGAUAUCUGGAACUCUUAUUUGCUGUAUUUUAUAAUACUGACUGUUAAUAAAUAUUGAGCAGAUGAAUGUGUGUAAUUUGAAGAAUUGUAAAUAAAUACUAGGUUUCAAAAAUUGAAUCAAUAAAAAAAUGUUUGAAGAAUUUGUUUUUUUUUAACUUUUGGAGAGAAUAUGAAAGAUAUACAUCCAUGCCUUCUGCCCCUCCUAUUUUUUUAACUUUCUCGCCCUUCGUACUUUCUAAUGUACUGCCUAAGAAGCAGGGGGGAGGGGGGG